This is a messenger RNA of Trypanosoma brucei brucei TREU927, 741 nucleotides long. RefSeq lists its product as hypothetical. Lineage: Eukaryota; Euglenozoa; Kinetoplastea; Trypanosomatida; Trypanosomatidae. Gene Ontology annotation, cellular component: ribosome; mitochondrial large ribosomal subunit. The transcript has a single exon. Gene Ontology annotation, molecular function: structural constituent of ribosome. The record is from RefSeq and is a predicted model, not a curated record. The coding region runs from base 1 to 741 and encodes 246 amino acids. Gene Ontology annotation, biological process: mitochondrial translation.
AUGGUGGUUAGUCUGAGGAGGUUUCACUCAUAUGCCAAUAGCAGUAGGGGCGGUGCCACCACGUGCUUGAUUACGGGAGGGGGGAAGGGGCAUUUUGCUCUAACUGUGUCAACCCGUGGUCGCUUUUAUCGUCCGUUGGUGGACGACGGAAUUAAUUUGUGGCGUCGGCGCAUGGGUCGAAUCCACAAGGGUUGGAGGACAUGGGAAUACCAGCACACACGACCUGAUCCACGGCCUUUCCCAGAUCCACCGGUGAAUGAUUACUUUGGUCGGAGCCGCAUUUGGAACCCGAUUGCAUGCAAGUUAGGCUACGUAAGGAAGAAGGCUGAUGAAUGGGGUUGGCCCAACAAGCCACCGCCGCCGACUGGGUUGAGGCACUCGCAAGAGUUUUUCCCUUUCUUUUUUGAGAGGUAUUUUCCGGAUGCGGAGGUCCGUUUGUUGCUUGAUAGUGUCCUAAACAACGAAACAAAGCGGCCUGUUUUUCAGAUUCCGUGCAGCAUGUCCAAGGUAGAACUUGUCAACUACCUCAAAAACAUUUACGGUAUAGACAACGUUGUUCGCGUAGAGGUGCGGAAUCGACGUGGUCGCCGAUACAAGAACGAAGUGGGUGAGAUCAAGAUGAUGGACGACUACAAAGUCGCCGUCGUGGAGCUUGACACACCGGUUUCUGUUGAGCUGAAGCAAAUAAAGGGAACGGAGGACACGUCCGAUAAUAGGCCCCAGGAACGAAUCACUCAAUGA